GGGACUCUUGCAUGUCACUGCGUGGAGCCGCAGGGACUCGGACACCAGAGCUGAACCUCAGCAGAGAUAGCAGCAAGCAGGCACAUCCACGCUGCGCAGGCUAACUCGCUUUCGGCUUUGGUUCGAGAUGGAGAUUCGUUGCUCCGUGAGGGCUUCCAGCGCCCGCAACUUUAAAAGUGGACUGAUACUGUGGUUGGUUCUGUGGCUGGUGGUGGUGAAGCCAGGCGGGGUUUCUGCAUGCCCCAGAUUAUGUGUUUGUUACCCCACGCCCAUGACGGUCAGCUGUCAGUCCCAGAACCUCACCAUAGUGCCAGCUGGUGUGCCCUACGACUCACAACGGGUUUUCCUGCAAAACAACCGCAUCACAGAGCUUCGCGCAGACUCUUUCGGCUUUGAGACACAAGUGCUUUGGCUGUAUGGAAACAACAUCACAUGGAUUGAGGCUGGAGCUUUCAGUAACCUCCGAAUACUUGAGGAGCUAGAUCUGGGUGACAAUCCUUCUCUGCGGCACCUGGAAGGUGGAGCAUUUAGGGGCUUGGAGAAGCUGCAGAGCCUGCACAUGCACCGCUGCAAGCUGGCAACUCUCCCCCAUGACAUCUUCCACAAACUGUAUAGCCUGCAGUUUCUGUACCUGCAGGAAAACCAACUCCACUUCCUGCAGGAUGAUCUGUUCUCUGAUCUGGUCAACCUGACCCAUCUCUUCCUCCAUGGAAAUCGUAUCCGUGCUCUGUCUGAAAAUGUCUUCAGAGGCCUGGUCAACCUGGACCGCCUCCUGCUCCAUGACAACCGCAUCCGGCAGGUCAAUCGGCGGGCCUUCCGUGAUUUGGGCCGCCUAACUAUCCUUUACUUGUUCAAUAACUCCAUAGCUGAGCUGCCAGGCCAGACCAUGAAAGACGUUCAGGGUAUUCAGUUCCUCCGCCUUAACGGCAACCCCUGGUCCUGCGGUUGUGAGGCCCGUGCCCUGUGGGAGUGGUUUCGCAAGGCUCGCAUCUCCUCUUCAGAGCUUGUGUGCAUCUCACCAACUCAGCGCCGGGGCCAGGACCUUAGAUUCCUUCGCGAAAUGGACUUUGCCAACUGCCCUCUGCCUGAUCCAGGCUCUCUGGCUGGAAGCACCACAACCACAUUCAGCACCAAGACCCGCUGGUGGUUCUCCAAGAACAAGCCGGCAUCUGCAUCUAAGUCCUCCUAUCAAAAGAGCACAGAAGGAGUAAAGUCCUUCCCCUUCCCCCCGAUCAAGCCUCAGUACCCCCCUAAAAUCCCCUCUGAGGUCAUUCCCUCAAAGUAUGAGCUAUCAGAGGAUGAGGCAGCGCUCCCCAAACUGGAACCAGAAGAAUACUGGGCCAACUAUGGGAAUGAAGACUCCUCCAUCCGCUGCUUUGAGCUGGAGUGUGCUCCAAGUUAUGACAGUGCAGCUUUUCCUUCAUCAUCCUCCUCAACCAUCACCCCAUCCCUGCUCUACCUGCUCUCCCUUUCUGUAGCCACAUUUUUCCUCCAUUUCCUCUUCAGCUGAACUGCUUUCUUUUCCAAAGUCCCUUUUGACUCUGAUCUCUUCUGCUGAUUUUUGGUUUUUUUCUUCCAACUAAAAACUGUAUGCUAGUUCUAUUCUCCUGGACAUUCAGGAGGAGCAACACGGAUGCAGAAGACAGGCAAGGAGACAAAGAGAUGCAAGGGUUAGAUGAUUCGAAUUAGAGAAGAGCAAAGUAUCAAUGCUGAUAGUUGCUCUGUAGUUCGUGGCAUGAUAAAGGUAAAGUAAAGUAAACAAUGCAGACAUUGUGGCGCAUCAUCACAGCUGCACAGGAGUCAGCGCUCGCCAUCUCAUCUCAACUUGGAUUAUCAGAUGAAAUGAAACUGGUUAGACUAAAAUAAUGUACAUAAGGGAAAUGAAGACAUGCAAAUCUCACGUGGAUAUUGGCCUUACUGUAAAUACCACAUAUGUACAUACAUCCACUGUACAUUGUAUAUUAAACUAGCUGGAUUUGUACUUUUAUUAAACGGCUGCUUUUAGUGAUAAAAAAUGAUAUGGAUAUGAUUAGAGCGCAAAAAGAAGGCAAAUUCAAUGUGGGACUGGGUUUCAUUUUAUAUCUUUGUUUGUCUCAGUUAAUCUAAGAACUCACCUGGACACAACACUUAAGGGAGUUCCUCAGAUUCCUCAGAUUGUGUGUUUUUAUUUUUUAUUGGUAUAUAUGUUUGAAGCUUUUAGACAAAUGACCAGAAGAAGUUUUGAUCACUCUCUAAAGUUGAACAAAAGUCUAAAAGGCGAUCAACCCAAAGGGUCUUGGAGCAGGUUAUAAAAGAAACCACCUGAGUCCAGCACCACUCUCUGUGUUGUGUAACCCUUUAGGUCACCGCUUUUUUCUCAUCCUAACUAAUAAUGAAGGUCAAACUAGGUCAUUAUUUGUGGAUGACAUGUGUUCCCUGUCAGUGUCACUUGUUAAAUAUCUGUCCAACCUGAAUCUUGACUGUCAGUUUCUGAUUUGAACAUGGAAGAUACUUGAUGUUGAGUGGUUCUGUGUUUUUCCACGAAAAAUAACUGCUAUUAAAGUGUUUUACUUUGUUAUAAAAUAAAGACAAACAGAAAUGAAGG
Molecule: messenger RNA, 2584 nt
Organism: Oryzias latipes (Japanese medaka)
Lineage: Eukaryota; Metazoa; Chordata; Actinopteri; Beloniformes; Adrianichthyidae
Gene: rtn4rl2b
Product: reticulon 4 receptor-like 2b
Cellular component (GO): plasma membrane
Molecular function (GO): protein binding
Source: RefSeq, a predicted model, not a curated record